GUUUGGGUCUGGCCGCGCAUCACGCGACGAAUCUUUGCUGAGGUAAGUUAUGCAUAGAUGAUAUUAACACCUCCUGUCGGAGCUGCUUGCACGUUCCCGCGGCUGUCAGGCGCCGCGUGGUGCGGUGGAGCAACGGCACAUGCUCGACUGCCCUUUCAGCACAGGCUUGCUGAGUAUGAUUCGAUUGUUCGGCAGCUGAAGAUCACUCAAUACCCUUUACACCAGAAGCGCAGCGGGAAAAGCAGGCUGGGCUACGUCAGUGCAACAUGUUAUUGCGAAGCUGUCGCGGUCGCGGUAGCUGCUCAAGGGAGGAUGAGACUGGACUUUCCCACCGAUCAGUGUCUUGAGCACCGACUACCACACAUCCACCAAAAUGGCGAUCAUGCAUCUGUGUACCAGGUACAUGGCAAAGCGCGACUGGCGCUCCGUCGUGGUGUUGAGACAAAGUGAUGACGUGCAGCUUCCCCGCGCACCUCAACCAGUCUGCUGGUAGUGAGGCGCAUUGAGCGUGGCUGAUACAUUGUCUGAGACAAAUUCGUUGCCUUCACGGACGUGUUGAAGAGUCG
Messenger RNA from Didymella exigua CBS 183.55, 566 nucleotides. RefSeq lists its product as uncharacterized. The record is from RefSeq and is a predicted model, not a curated record. Lineage: Eukaryota; Fungi; Ascomycota; Dothideomycetes; Pleosporales; Didymellaceae. Bases 58 to 450 code for a protein of 130 amino acids. The transcript has a single exon.